UUCUGGCUCUACCAUCCGUCACUGCUAAUCUCUGAUUGCGCAUUCCAUAAGCUGUGCCGCGCACUCCAAUCGAACCGAAUUGCUAAGAGAGCAUACGUAUUGCAUUGACAUCUUUCUCUUGUCCGCAUCUCACCAUUUUGGCGGUGCACACACCCUUGCCGGUCCCUGCGAUAUACCACAAUCAGAGAUUAAACCAUGUCUGAGCAACCCGAAACGCCUCUCCCCCCUCGCAAUGAAUUCAUACACAAGGCAGCGCUCGCCGGAGCAAUCAUAACCCCUCUAGCCAUGCUGCUCCCUCCCAGAAAAGCCGAUAUCCGACUGUUUGUGCUGGUGGGAACGUUUUCGCUCUGCACCAACCAGCUUGCGUACGAAUACACAGGACAGUCUGUAUACGGCCGACUUGGGAGCCGAGUGGGGUCAAUAUUCGAUACGAGUUUGCCAGAAGGCGCAAAAAGGACACAGCAGUUGUUAAAGGAGCAGAAGGAGAGAGAGGCUGCGCACAAGCAAAAGCAGGAGGAGACGAAAAAUUCUGUGCUGAAGGAUAUCUGGAUGGGCGGCGAAAGCGAGGGCUGGAAAGAGAGGAGAGCGGAAGAGCAUAACAAGAGCUUCCAGGAGGGCAAAGGCAUGAGCGACAUCAUCUUUGAGCAGGUUGCCGAUGUAUUCAGUGGAAAUUGGAGAGGGAAGGGAAAGGCUGACGAAUCGUCUUCAUCUGAUGACUCGCAGGGAGAGAAGAAGAAAUAGAUUUGGAAGAGGGGAGGUCUACGAUGACGAGAAUGACGUUGGAGAUGUGACAUAGCAUCUGUCCAUGGUUGCUUCACGUGUAUUAUAUGUACUUGUUAUAUGUUUGUUUGAUUAUGAGAUACAUGUAUGGAAAAAUGAUCUAAAUGAUGGUAGCCUGUUCAAGAUUUAAAAAAAAAGUAUUGCAU
Molecule: messenger RNA, 926 nt
Organism: Trichoderma asperellum CBS 433.97
Lineage: Eukaryota; Fungi; Ascomycota; Sordariomycetes; Hypocreales; Hypocreaceae
Source: RefSeq, a predicted model, not a curated record